This is a messenger RNA of Clonostachys solani, 1380 nucleotides long. The record is from the annotation of a GenBank genome assembly. Lineage: Eukaryota; Fungi; Ascomycota; Sordariomycetes; Hypocreales; Bionectriaceae.
AUGGCGGCCAAUCAGGAUAUCCAAGUGACCAAGCUCUUCGCCGAGUUUGUGUCCAAGGCAGAUGUCUCGCUCCUCACCCCGACAGUCGUCGCACACGUGAAGGAGUACCUCCUCGACUACCUGGGCGUCACCGUCGCCGCCGCACACAGCUGGGAGUCGACGGAGCAGAUCCUCAAGGCCGUCGUGGGUCUGGGAGCACGCACGGGGACGUCCACGGUGGUCCUCAAGGGGAAGGACUUCCUGCCGCAGUACGCGGGGCUCAUGAACGCGGCUCUGGGCCACACCAUGGACUUUGACGACACUUAUACGCCUGGUUCUCUGCAUGCCGGGGUGUGCGCCAUCCCUGCUGCGCUCACACAGGCGGAGCUUCUGGGGGGCGAGGAUGCCACGGCUGAGCGCUUCAUGCUGGCCGCGGCGGUGGGUUACGAGGUCAUAUGCCGGCUGGGGGCCAAGCUGGGCAACGAGGCGUACGCGAGGGGAUUCCACAAUACAGCGACCUGCGGGAUCUUUGGCGCCGUUGCUGCCAUCUCGGUGCUCAAGCGGCUGCCGGCCUCCACGGUGGAGGAUGCCUUCGGCCUGGCGCUGUCCAAGGCGGCCGGGUCGAUGCAGUACCUGGAGAACGGGAGCUGGAACAAGCGGCUGCACCCUGGAUUCGCGGUCCACGACGCCUUCGUGUCCGUCUCGCUGGCCGAGGCUGGGGUUCUGGGCGCUGCCAGGCCGUUUGAGGGUAGCUACGGGCUGCUGCACGCCUACACUCCUCGUACGGAGCAUGACCUGCCCUCGCUCGUCGCGGACCUCGGGAGCCGCUGGGACUUUAUCGAGACGGCUCUGAAGCCCUAUCCAGCUUGUCGUAUGACGCAUGGGCUGAUUGAGGUCGGUGGCAGACUCGGGCAGGAAGCCAAGGGGCGGGGGGUCGAGAAGCUCACGGUGUCGCUGAGCUCGCCGAACCAUAUCGUCGUGGGCUCGCGGAUCCCUAACAAGCUGCACCCUGCGAACAUCGUGGAUGCGCAGUUCUCUGCCUACUUCCAGCUGGCGCAUGCAUGGCUGUACGGAUCGGAUACCGGUAUUGAGUUUUCCAAACGGCUUGAUGAUGAAGCCAUCCACAAGUUGUCAGACAAGAUCGAGUGUGUCAAGGACGAUUCCGUCAAAGGGUUCGGGAGCAAACUGAAGAUUCAGUAUUCGGACGGGGAGACAAAGGAUGUGGACAUUCCGUUCCCUCUGGGUGAGCCGGAGCAUCCGUUCAGUAGGGACCGAGUCGAGGCCAAAUAUUUUAGUCUGGUGACUCCGGUUCUUGGAGAAGGCAAGGCGAAGGAUCUCAAGAAUCUGGUUGAGCAUUUGGAGAGUCACUCUGUAUCUGAACUUCUGCAGCUUGUGUCAUAG